Molecule: messenger RNA, 1135 nt
Organism: Ixodes scapularis (black-legged tick)
Lineage: Eukaryota; Metazoa; Arthropoda; Arachnida; Ixodida; Ixodidae
Product: indolethylamine N-methyltransferase
Exons: 4
Coding region: 84-857 (257 amino acids)
Cellular component (GO): cytosol
Molecular function (GO): N-methyltransferase activity
Source: RefSeq, a predicted model, not a curated record
CAAGCAUAAAAACGGCAGUUAUCGCUUUACCGGACCGUGGCUCAACCUUCGACGAGGAACAGAGAAUUCAAAGCCUGUACAUUAUGCAGUACGAAGACCUUCAGGAAAAGUACAGGAGCCAAUUUGUGCCGGAAGCCUAUCGCGAUACCCUGGAGACGAUCCAUUCCCUCUUGUCGUUUUACCAGAAAGAGCUCCACUUUAUUUUCACCUCCCCAACAUUCUAUGGACGAAAGCUUCUGGAAGUCGGGUGUGGCCCCUCAGCUCGCAACGUCCUCCCGGCCACAAAAAAGAUCGACGACGUUGUGCUCGGCGACCUUGUGCCCCAGAACAGACUCGCGGUGGAGAAAUGGAUUCAGAAGGCUCCAGAUGCGAUAGACUGGUCUUUUCACAGCGAGCUUUUGGCAACACUCGAAGGAUACAUAGACGCGAAGAGCGGAGCGAGGGAGAUCGAAGAAAGGACACGUAGGGCCAUCAGGAAGGUUGUUUUCUGCAAUGUCUUGGAUCCUCAGGUGCUCCCAGAAGAGCAUAAGGAACCAUUCGACGUGGUCCUCACAUGCCUCUGUUUGGAGAGUGCCUGCCUGGAUGAGGGAACGUAUAAGAAAGCCGUUCAAAACCUCGCCAAUCUGGUCACAAGUGGAGGGUAUCUGAUCGUCUGUGGUAUUUGCGGAUCUGAUGACUAUGUGGUCAAGGGAGUCACCUUUCCCGUUCUUGCCGCAUCCGUGGAUCUAGCGAAAAAGGCAAUCACCCGGUGUGAAUUCGAGAUAGAGCGUUGCACUUCGAUGGAGCAAGACGCGUUACAAGCCAAGGACAGGUAUUGUUGGCAACAGGGGUUUGUCAUUUUAGCUCGGAAGCUUUAAGGGAUGUUAUGACGGCCUUUCUUAAGUUCGCUAGUUACACUUCAUUGAUAUAACAUACAAAAAAAAUGGUUCAACUUCGUAUCUUUUUGAUUUGCAUAUGAAUAUUACCAGGAACGUGAUACCGAGGGUCAGAAAUGCCUAGCUGUUCUGCCAUGAUGCUAAAUGUCGUCUGGUAAGAUGCUUGUAUACUAUAUCCCCCAAAAUGAGCUGCACAAUUAAUACGUAGGCUGGUUUAAGAUUAGGUUUUUAUUUAUCUGUAUUAAAGAAUCCGAUGUUGA